ACAAAUGAUAUCAACAACAGGGAAGUGUCAACGCUUCGUUGUUACAGAUUUUCCAAUGGAUUAACCGAGAUUUGAUCAUUAAUGUUACAGUCACUCGUGUACAUUCUGAAAGGAACUAUGAGUGAGUUCUGUUGAUUCUACGCUAGUUUAGCUUUUGACGAAGACUUUCAACAUGAGGUCCGAUUCUCCUCUCUCCAGCGUCAACGUAGUGCUUGUUAUGGCCUACGGAAGUCUGAGCGACACUGUUGAUUGUGGACUUUGGAAUGUUGUCCCACUUCACUUCAAUGGCUGAACGAAGUUGCAGUAUAUUGGCGGCAACUGAAACACGUUAUCGUACACAUCGAUCCAGAGCAUCCAAACAUGGUGACAUGUCUGGUGUUUGUGCUGCUGUUCAUCUUUGUGAAGAGGCAGAUAAUGCGCUUCGCCAUGAAGUCUCGUAGAGGACCACAUGUACCCCUGGGCCACAACGCUCCAAAGGAGCUGAGACAGGAGAUAGACUCUGGUCUGUCCAAGGUUCAGGAGAUCCGCUUUGAGCCACGCCUGCUGUCUGAACAGGACGACAGACUACAGAGUGGCGGUUGCUAUGACUACCUAUACAGAAUGAGGGCACUAGAUGCCAUAAGAGACUCUGAUAUUCCGUUCAGUGAGUUGGGAGGGACUCCCACAGCUGUGACAGGGAGGAGAUUCCGCGCCUGGCUUCUAGAUCUGAGGAGUUCCCAUUCCCUGUUCUGCAGCAGCCGUAGUUCCCUCAUAGACACACUGCUGGAGGGCUACCACAACGCUCGCCACGGCACCGGGGUGUUUGGAGAAGCAGAGUUUGUCAAAUACAAGGAAGCCCUGAACGAACUGGCCUCUGUUUAUUCUUCUCUCCCCAGUGUGAAGAGCCACUCCAGUUCCACCAGUCUGGACCAGCAUCACCAGUUAGCAGCUAAAGACUUGACCAGUACCCCAGAGCCCACCCCCCCCUCUCCCCCCUCCCAGGUCACAUACCUGCCGUCAGCUGGGCAACGCACCAAAAGACCAAAACACUUCCUGGAACUCAAAAACUUUAAAGACAAGUACAACACCUUGGAAAGCACAUUCUGAGAACUACAAUCUCCUAUGGCAUAACACAAGAAACUACAAUUCCCGACAACUUGCUGCCUCUGACAACUGCAACUCCCUACAACCCUGAGAACUUACAACUCCCUAGAAAACAACCUGAAAACUACAACAACUUCUCUGCUACUACUUUAAAUCUGUUUUGUUGCGAGUACUGGACUCACCUUUCCUUCUCUAUUUCCAAAGUAGAUAAAAUCUGUGGUUCUGCCCCUGAACAAGGCAGUUAACCCACUGUUCCUAGACCAGUUAACCCACUGUUCCUAGGCCGUCAUUGUAAAUAAGAAUUAGUUCUUAACUGACUUGCCUAGUUAAAUAAAGGUGAAAUAAAACGGAAAUGAAGGUAGUGAUAAGUAGAGCUCCUGGAGGUGACAGAUACUGGGGUUUGUGGUAAAAGAAGAGGUUGGUGAGUUAGUUUAGUGAGAGACUUGUUAGUGCCAGCAGAGAGAGAAGAGACUUGUUAGGGUUGGUACAGUUGGGAAGACUGGAGCACAGCAGGAUUAACAGUAGCAGAGCACAGCAGUAUAGGAAUGACAGUAACAUUACACUGCCUUACUAGUCCUGAGGAAAAACACUGCCUACUAUCUAUCAUGCAUCUCACAUAAUAAAUAGUGCACUAGAUUUAAGCUUAUUUGACGUUAAACAUCGUUGUGAACGUUUGCACAGACUUUGCAGGUAGAUCAUCAUGUAGGGCUAUGCAAAAGAGAUAAGCUACAUGCAGUGUUUCCCAAACUUGGUCCUGGGGACCCGAAGUGGUGCACGUUUUGGGUUUUGCCCUAGCACUACACAACUGACUCAAAUAAUCAACUAAUCAUCAAGCUUUGAUUAUUUGAAUGAGCUGUGUCGUCCUAGAGCAGAACCUGAAACGUACAUCUCUUGGGGUCCCCAGGACUGAGUUUGGGAAACGCUGCAUUAAUGCAGUGUUAGAGUAAGACUUGUUUAUAAUGUGUUCAGUGCUAACUAAGCUAUUGAUGGACUAACGUUAUAGCAGACCAGCGUUCCUCACAAUGGCCCUGGAGAGCUACAGUACAGGCUGUGCAGGCUUUUGUUCCCGCCUAGCACUAACACACCUCCAAUCAAGCUGAUUAGUAGAAUCCGGUUAGUCACGGUUGAGCUGGAACAGUACAGAAGAACUAUGGAUUAUUCCAGUAUUACUGCUAGACAUUUCCAGUAUUAUUGUCCUGUUCCAGCACUUGUUUAGGGCAGAGCCAUGUAUUUACAUAUAUAUUGCUCUGGUUUAGGGCUAGUGUUACAAGGAAAUGAACAUGUUACACAGUCUGACGGUUGUCUAUUUGCUGCAUAAAAAUGAUUAUACUUUUUAGAUUGUACAAUGUUUUGUUGUUGUUGCUGAAAUCUUUUUUUGUAUUCCAUUUUUAAAGAUAAUUAUUUAGAAUAAAGCAUUCAUGUUAAGUGCCCUUUUUCUUGAAUGGAUGAUUUUAAUACAAUUAAAUAAUUAAAUUAGUAUGUAUGCAUGGUUGAAUACUAAAACCGUAAUAUAUUCUUAAUGAGGUGUGAGUUGGCUAUAUAGCCUGGGUUCCAGUCUGAUCUAUUCAUAAUGAGGUGUGAGUUGGCUAUAUAGCCUGGGUUCCAGUCUGAUAUAUUCGUAAUGAGUUGGCUAUAUAGCCUGCGUUCCAGUCUGAUAUAUUCGUAAUGAGUUGUGAGUUGGCUAUAUAGCCUGGGUCCCAGUCUGAUAUAUUCAUAAUGAGGUGUGAGUUGGCUAUAUAGCCUGGGUUCCAGUCUGAUCUAUUCAUAAUGAGGUGUGAGUUGGCUAUGUAGCCUGGGUUCCAGUCUGAUAUUUUCAUAAUGAAUUGUGAGUUGUCUAUAUAGCCUGGGUUCCAGUCUGAUCCAUUCUUAAUGAGGUGUGAGUUGGCUAUGUAGCCUGGGUUCCAGUCUGAUAUAUUCAUAAUGAGGUGUGAGUUGUCUAUAUAGCCUGGGUUCCAGUCUGAUCCAUUCUUAAUGAGGUGUGAGUUGGAUAUAAAGCCUGGGUUCCAGUUUGAUAUAUUCAUAAUGAGGUGUGAAUUGACUAUAAAGCCUGGGUUCCAGUCAGUUUCUGCUUAAACAAUCCCCACUCUCUCUUACAGCAGAAACAGACUGGUAUGGUACCCAGGCUCAUAUGAAUCGUCAGUGGAGUUAUCUAAAGCACCUACAGAUGUGGGACCAGGCUAGAGAUUUAUGGAUGAUUGUAGCAAUGUUCCUCCAAUCAAAUGUGAACAGCUUCAGAAGUGUGUUUGAAUCUAAUGAGUUGUGUGUUGUGUGUAUGAUUGGGACCAGAGGAGGCUGGUGAGGAGAGGACGCCUCAAUAAUGGAUAGAACUGAACGGUAACUAACACGAAAAAUCAGGUGUUUAACACGAAAAAUCAGGUGUUUUAUUUGUUUAAUACCAUUCCAUGUAUUCAAUCCCAGCCAUUACUAUGGCCUGAUAAUAGUGCUGAACAGGCUGCUUUAUGUUUUAAUGGACUCCCCUGAUCUAUCCUCUGUGCAUUGUAAUACAUACUGCAGCUGCCAUUCCAUUAAAGUGGUACCACUGGACCAGAGAGAU
This is a messenger RNA of Oncorhynchus tshawytscha (Chinook salmon), 3637 nucleotides long. RefSeq names its product protein C1orf43. Lineage: Eukaryota; Metazoa; Chordata; Actinopteri; Salmoniformes; Salmonidae. The coding region runs from base 361 to 1086 and encodes 241 amino acids. The record is from RefSeq and is a predicted model, not a curated record. The transcript is spliced from 8 exons. Gene Ontology annotation, biological process: phagocytosis.